This is a messenger RNA of Saprolegnia parasitica CBS 223.65, 1509 nucleotides long. RefSeq lists its product as hypothetical. The transcript has 2 exons. Lineage: Eukaryota; Oomycota; Saprolegniomycetes; Saprolegniales; Saprolegniaceae. The record is from RefSeq and is a predicted model, not a curated record. Bases 1 to 1509 code for a protein of 502 amino acids.
AUGCUCCUCGGCUGGGCGAUUGCGACCACCGGGCUCUGCAUCAUGACCUUCUCGCCGUUUCCCGCGCCGUACUGCGACGACGCGUGCCUCGCCAAGACAGCAGCGUUCAACUAUGAUGCGCCCAACAGCGGCUUCCCAUUCAUUGUGCUCUCGGUCCUUGUCGGCUUUGGCUACGUCAUGGCCGACUGCGCCGCCGACGCCAUGGUCGUCGAGUACGCCCAGCGCGAGCCUGCGGCGAUCCGCGGGCGCACGCAAACCGCCGUCUACACGAGCCGGUACAUGGGCCAAAUGCUCGCGCAAUGCUCGAUCGCGUUUCUUCUCAACGGACCCGCGUACGGUGGGUCGUUCACGUUUAGCGUGUCCCCGAAUGUCAUGUACGGCAUCUGCCUCGUCCCGUGCGCGCUCAUCGUGCCCAGCACGCUCCUCUUCCUCUACGCCCAGCGCGAGCCUGCGGCGAUCCGCGGGCGCACGCAAACCGCCGUCUACACGAGCCGGUACAUGGGCCAAAUGCUCGCGCAAUGCUCGAUCGCGUUUCUUCUUAACGGACCCGCGUACGGUGGGUCGUUCACGUUUAGCGUGUCCCCGAAUGUCAUGUACGGCAUCUGCCUCGUCCCGUGCGCGCUCAUCGUGCCCAGCACGCUCCUCUUCCUCGUUGAAGUGCCCUCUACCAAGGUCUCGUUCACCGAUUGGGUGGCCAAUUUCUGGGGCCUCCUCCAGAAACGCGUCAUGUGGCAGAUCUGCGCGUUCAAGUUUCUCAACUCGGCCUUCUCGAGCUUUGCAGCCACGCCAAGUGCUCCGAUUGCGCGGACGUGGGCGGGCGUCGAGCCAGUCAACGACGCGAUCGCCGGCGUCCUCGGCUCGCUUCUCAUGUCGGUUAUCAUGGCGGUGGUCGGCAAGUGGGGUCUCAGCUGGAACUGGCGCUACGUCAUUGCGCUCAGCACGAUCGGUAUCAUUCUCCUCGACGCCGUUGCCGUCUUUGCUACGGUCUGGGACGUCUUCCGCAACCAGUGGUUUUACAACGGCGUCGUCCUCGCCGAGAAGAUCCCGGAUGGCAUCCGCUUCAUGGUCGCAUCCUACUGCGCAGUCGAGAUCGCCGACGUCGGUAACGAAGGCGCCACGUACGGCCUCGUGACGACGGUCGGCAACCUAGCGACGCCGUUCGCAUCGGUGUUCUACAAGCUCGCCGACUCGGUGUUUGCUGUGACGCAGACCGACAUUGCCCGCGACGACGACGUGGUCAAGUGGCAAGUGACCUACUGCUUCCUCCUCUCGUAUGCGGUCAAGUUGGCCGCGCUCGUCUGGCUCUUCCUCCUCCCGCCGCAGAAAAACGCCCUCCAGCGCAUGAAGAAGACGGGCGGCUCGAGUCGAAUCGCGGGCGGGAUCGUCGUCGGCGUGUUUUGCUUUGCGCUCGCCUUUUCGGUGACGACCAACUUUAUGUCGAUUUACCCAGCGACCAAGUGCUACCGCAUCGCCGGCGGCCAGGGCACCGUUAAUGGCUCGUGUCUUUAA